AUGAAGACCACCUUCGCUAUGCUCACUGCCUCCAUGGCCUCCGCCAUCCUGGCCCAUCCUUUCGAUGCCCGCAGCCAGCAGUGCAACAUCGCUCCUUCAGCUGCUACCAACGCCAAGAUCCAGCCCAUCUCGCAGCCUUCAGCUGCUACCGCUGAAGCCUGCCUCAAGGCCUGCUCCUCCAAUGCGUCUUGCAAGAGCUUCCUCUUCGGUCUCCCCGCCGAUGCCAAGACUCCUACUUGCAAGCUUUAUGGUGUCGCUGCUGCUCAGGUCCCCAACCAGGGCAGCGAGCUGUUUGUCUUCGACAAGGCUUGCUCUUCAAAGGCUGUUCCCAACACCAAGCCCAGUCACGCCGAGCCCCGCGGCCAAGUCAAGGGCAAGCUAGCAGCUCGUGAUCAGGUCUGCAACACUGCUCCUACCGGUGCUACCAACAGCAACAUCAAGCCUUUCGCCACACCCAGCGUCAAGACUGCCGACAAGUGCCAGGACGCCUGCGAUGCUCAGACUGGCUGCCAGAGCUUUGUCUUUGGCCUUCCCGCCGACGCAUCUGCGCCUGUCUGCAAGCUGUACAAGGUUGCUCCCGCUAGCGUUCCCAGCGGUGAUGACAACCUUUUUGUCUUUGCCAAGAGCUGCCCUGCGGCCAAGAUUCCUACCAGUGCUCCUACUCAUGAUGAGCCUCGGGGAAAGCUUCCUUCUGAGCAGAAGUCUAACGACAAGUCUGGCAAUCAGUCCAAGGCUAACACUGGUACCAAGACCAAGACUAACACUGGUACCAAGACUGAGAAGAAUGACUCUCAGAAGAACCAGGGUAACUCCGUCGAGAAGCCUAAGACCACCGCCAAGGCCAACAACAAUGCCAACAACGCCAACGGCGACCAGAAGCACAACUAA
This is a messenger RNA of Fusarium sp. VM40, 888 nucleotides long. The record is from the annotation of a GenBank genome assembly. Lineage: Eukaryota; Fungi; Ascomycota; Sordariomycetes; Hypocreales; Nectriaceae.